Prorocentrum cordatum is the source of this 1315-nucleotide messenger RNA. The record is from the annotation of a GenBank genome assembly. Lineage: Eukaryota; Dinophyceae; Prorocentrales; Prorocentraceae.
AGAGACCUCGGCUCAAGCCCAUGUAGCUCGUGCUGGAGAGCCGGGGCGUGGUGGCGGCCGCCCAGGGCCAUGACCUCCAGCAGCUUCGCGCCUGGCCAGGCCGUCAGGCUGGCCGGCCUGGCGAAGAUGGCGACGCUGAACGGCACUCCGGGCCUCGUGCUGGCGAGCGCCCGGGGCGACCCGCCGGGCACGGUCAAGGUCAGGCUCAGGACGGGCAUGGAGGCCGUGGUGAAGCCAGCCAACCUGGUGCUGGCGCCCGCGGAGCCCGCGCCGGCCGCGCGGCCGCGGUCGCCCCCGGCCGCGCGGCGGGCCUCUCCCAGGCGGCAGAUCGCGCCGGAGCAGGCGCAGGAGAACCUCCAGCGGGCCCUGACUGCGGCGGCCGCCGCCGCGGCGAGGAAGCUGCAGCCCGCGGCGUCCCCGGCCCUCUCCUCCACGGCGCCCACGCCGUGGCUGAGCGCGCUCAUGAGCAGCCAGGUGGGCGAGCGGCCUGCGCCGACCGUGGAGGACUUCGCCGCGGGGCAGACGGUGAAGCUCGUUGGGCUCGUGAAGAUGGCCCACAUGAACGGCACCCGCGGCACCGUGCUCGCACUGGGCACGGGCGCGACCGGCGACAUCGCGGGCACGGUCAAGGUGAAGCUGAAGUCGGGCUCGGAGGUUGCCCUGAAGCCCGAGAAACCUGGAGGCGCUGUCCGAGGAGCCCGCCGCCGCUGGGGCCCACCGCGAGGCGCAGGACGCGCUGCAGCAGGCCCUGGCCCUGGCCGCCGAGGCCUCGGCCCGGAAGGCGGCGGGGGGCCCCGCGGUGCCGCUGGCCGCUACGGCGAGCCCGGCGCCGCCGAGCUGCGGCGUGCCGGAGACUCGCCAGAGCAGGUGGGCCAGAUGGAUGGACGGGGGCGACGCGGCCCUGCUGGCGCCGCCGCUGCCACCAGACGCGCAGCCGCCGCCGCCCGCCUGAGAGUGGCGGCCCCCAUCCGCCGGAGGAUUUCGCGGGCAGCUAGUGGCGGAUGCGGCCCGGCGCCUCCAGCAGCCGCUGCGUGCGGAGAGGGCUACCUAAUGUCCUCCGCUUCUCCUCCUUCUCCUCUUCCUUCGCCUAUUCCUGCUCUUCCUCAGCCUCCUCCGUACUUGCCGCCCUGUUCCUGCGGACAUGCCGUGGAUGGGGGGCAUCUUGUGGUUGUGGUAUAGUGCGUCGGGGUUCUAAAGCGCGCGCGCUCGCGACGGGCUGACUGCUAACGCGCGCGCGCGCUCCACCCCUGCUUCCCCCAUUCAUCUCUCGCCUUAUGUACCUAACCGCCUCCUUCCACAGCCUCGCGAAAAGGAA